Molecule: messenger RNA, 1418 nt
Organism: Rana temporaria (common frog)
Lineage: Eukaryota; Metazoa; Chordata; Amphibia; Anura; Ranidae
Gene: ADPRH
Product: ADP-ribosylarginine hydrolase
Exons: 4
Coding region: 16-1224 (402 amino acids)
Biological process (GO): protein de-ADP-ribosylation
Molecular function (GO): ADP-ribosylarginine-[protein] hydrolase activity; magnesium ion binding
Source: RefSeq, a predicted model, not a curated record
CUGUAGCGAUGGGGAAUGUUGCUGCAACAUAGUCGGGUGUGUGUGUGUGAAUCAGCUUUAUUUGUAGAGAGGAGUGGCAAGAAAGCAGCACGCUUUGCUGAUCGUUUCCUACCGCUUGUAUUUGCAGGUCUGAUCCGUAAGACUUUCUACAGAAGUGAAAUGUGCUCCGGACUCGUAGAAAAUUAUGAGGCUGCCAUGGUCCUCAGUGGAUCUGGUGAUGCUCUGGGUUACAAGGAUGGAAGGUGGGAGUUUUCUAGGAGCGGCACUCAAAUUCAUGAGGAACUGGCUGAGCUAGGAGGUUUAAAAAACAUUGAUGUAAAAAACUGGAUGGUGAGUGAUGACACUGUGAUGCACAUUGCCACAGCAGAAGCAUUGGUGGCAGCAGGCAAAGACACGACUCCUGCCAAGCUAUACCCACUGAUAGCAAAGGAGUAUAAGGAAUGCAUGAAAGACAUGGACGGCAGAGCUCCAGGUUCAACCUGCAUGAGCGGUGCUGAGAUGUUAAAGCCCGAUGUCCCAAAUGGCUGGAAAAUUCCGUUUAAUAAAGCUGGAGGUGGAUGUGGUGCAGCCAUGCGUGCAAUGUGUAUUGGACUGAGAUUUCGUCAUCCAGAACAACUCGACGACUUGAUCCGGGUCAGCAUAGAAAGUGGCAGGAUGACCCAUCAUCACCCUACGGGAUAUCUUGGUUCACUGGCGGCCGCACUCUUCACCUCCUAUGCUGUAAACCGCAAGCCACCGCAUGAGUGGGGCAAAGCAUUGCUAGAUGUCCUCACUAAAGCAAAGGAAUAUAUCAGUGCUGCCGGUCAUGAAGUUAAACCAAAUUUGAAAUCAUGGUCCUAUUUUGAAGGUCAUUGGCAGAAAUACCUUGAAGAAAGGGGUAUUUCAGAUGGAACAUCCCAGCCAACAUUCCCAGAGAAGUACGAUGUAAAAGAACGAGAUGAAUUUUAUACUUCACACAGCUAUGGUGGGUGGGCUGGAAGCGCUGGUCAUGAUGCCCCCUUGAUUGCUUACGAUGCCAUCCUUGGUUCUGGAGACAACUGGACAGAACUUUCUCAUCGGGCUUUUUUUCAUGGUGGGGAUAGUGAUUCUACAGCUGCCAUUGCUGGUGCCUGGUGGGGAGCUAUGUAUGGAUUCAAGGACGUCCCCAAAGCCAACUACAAGAAUUUGGAAUACAGGGAUAGGCUCGAAAAGCUUGGUAGAGAUCUGUACCAGCUCACAUUGUAGUGGGAACAUCAAAUCUAGAUUCUGGGUACAGGGUGAACAUGACUUCUUUCCUAUGCUGGCAGGGAUACUUCUGAUAAUACGCAUAUUUAGGCCUCCUUUACACUUGCAGUCAGGGUAAGCCCCUCCCCCCCCCCUUUUUAAAGGAGUUGUAAAGGAAAAAAAUGUUUUUGCUGAAAUGACUGUUUACAGGGUAU